Molecule: messenger RNA, 1560 nt
Organism: Stegodyphus dumicola
Lineage: Eukaryota; Metazoa; Arthropoda; Arachnida; Araneae; Eresidae
Product: bcl-2-related ovarian killer protein homolog A-like
Biological process (GO): extrinsic apoptotic signaling pathway in absence of ligand; release of cytochrome c from mitochondria; intrinsic apoptotic signaling pathway in response to DNA damage
Cellular component (GO): mitochondrial outer membrane
Molecular function (GO): BH domain binding
Source: RefSeq, a predicted model, not a curated record
CGGCUGGCUCCAUAACUAGCAGGUGUCCAGAGCAGGCGGUAGUGUAGCCGGCGAUUCCUCGCAACAUUUGAAUCAUUCACUACAGGAAAUGUUUUCAAAGAAGGAAUAAAGAAUAAAAAUUCUUCUCCUCGAAGAUUUACAAAUGAUUAUUGAGCAACUGCAUAGCAAAAAGCUAUUAUUUGUUCCUUGUACUUCCUUUUAGAUUAUACAUCACCUACUAAACUGUCAAGAAUUCGUCAGUCUGUUGAUUUAGAGAUGACCGUUGACAGCAGAAAAGAUAUCAUUUUUUAUUUUCUUAGAAGCUGAUUCGACACUGAUAGAUGAAAUUUCGUCUCUCAUUCAGUCAAAAAAUUAAUAACAAAAACUCUUGAAAUGAAACAGUCACGAACGGCAAUUGUUUUAUCGUAAUUUUGCCCUGAAUCCCAAGAUAGCUUUUUGUAGCGCGAAAAAUAUGAAGUUUGACAUCUUUGCUCUAGUUUGAUUUUAAUGAAUUAUUUAUUACUUUUUUUUAGUUCUGACAACUAUGUCUGAGACAUAUGUUCUAUACAAGACAUGUUUUAUACUUUCUUAAGAGAAUUAAAUGCUACUCAAAACCAGUCUACUUGUCGUCACAUCAUCAUCAUACAGUCCAUCAAAUUCCACCCUUUUAUAUGAAGGAUUUGAAGGAAUGUGUCUGGCAAAAUAUACCUUUUUUGUCCUAAUUUUGAGUGUUAAUAAGUUAAUUGUUUCAAAAGAAUCCGUUUGAUUGUUUAUUUUGCUAUCUUUUCUAAUGAACUGUGACACUUUCACGGUAAUGGACAGUCGCACAAAGUAAAAGUUUGUAAAUUCAUAUUCGCAAUGGCUAUCUCACCAACUGCCAAUGGGUCAGCUCCUAGACCCAUGACAUUGGCACCACCGUCGAUGGGCAGACCAAGGAAAUACAGUUUACCAGUCGUCUUCCCACGACCAUCACUCUCUGUUUACGCAGCAGCAGCGGAGACUACAAAAGAAUCCAUUUCUCGUCGUAGAAAAUUCAGUCAAGUGGGACAGGUAGUCGGCCAUCGCCUGUCCACGACUAUUGGAUGGCGAAGUCCUAUCUCACAGCAAGAUGUAGUCAAUCAGGCGAAGAGUCUGUGCGGAAGAUAUUUGAGAACUAAACUUCGGUCAUGUUCUGCCGUCCACAAAAAGUUGGGACUCCAAAGGCUGAAGAGCGUCAGCAACUUAGCCUGUGGAUCCAACACGGCAGAAAUUGCUAAUGAGCUCCGGUUGCUGGCCAACGAGCUGGAGAAUUCUCAUCCGAAGCUAUUCCAAAGCGUAGCAUCUAAUCUAGGAUUACAUAGCUUUCCUUCCGAAGCUGUUGUACAUAAUGUGUUCGCUGCUGUUGCCGAAGAGAUAUUCCGAAACGACGUGACCUGGGGUCGUAUCGUUGCUCUCUUUGCCAUGACAGGUGCUCUUGCAAUGGACUGCGUUAAAACCGGACAUCCAGAAUAUGUCCUCGGCCUGGUGCAAAGGAUGGGCAUAUUUGUCGAGAGUGACCUCGCACCCUGGAUUUGUCAACAAGGAGGAUGGGUAAGUAUUUGA